Messenger RNA from Corticium candelabrum, 1121 nucleotides. RefSeq lists its product as uncharacterized. The transcript has a single exon. Lineage: Eukaryota; Metazoa; Porifera; Homoscleromorpha; Homosclerophorida; Plakinidae. The coding region runs from base 385 to 1098 and encodes 237 amino acids. Gene Ontology annotation, molecular function: nucleic acid binding. The record is from RefSeq and is a predicted model, not a curated record.
UGAGAAUUGCGGCAAACGUUUAUGUAGAUAUAGGAGCCUAGGAGGGGCAUCACGGAAGGUAUACAGAUUACAUUACACAUCAAAACGGAAGCGAGUUCAUCUGUAAACAUAUUCCUGAUGUCAUAAUGGUACAAAAUGCAGUAAUGAAUCAUUCAUUCUCUAUGUCAUAUGUAACAUCCAUAAAUUCCAUGUACGCGUACAUUUAGCUAUAUAGUACACUCAAUCUAUUCAGUAUCUCAAUUUUGGUGUUUUCUUGCCCAUUUGCUAUAAUGUCUUCAACUGUUAUUGCAAAAACCGUAGCUAUUCCUACAGAUAGCUCAGAUACAAUUAAAAGGAAGGAGCUCUAGAAAAAGGAUCGAUGCCUAUAGAAGUUCUCACAAACGGAUGAUCUGUAACGUCCAUGCCUUCUUUGAGCAAGAGAAGCGUGAUGGGCCAAUCAUGCUGGAAAGUGCAACAAAAAGAACGGCAAUGGCGAUGCAGGUAUCUGAACGCACUGUAUUCAGAGUUCAUCGCCAAGUAAACGUUGAAGGAGAUGUGCAUAGUCCCGCAAAGAAAGGCAAGAAGUCUGGUUCAGGUCCUGCUCAACAGGAGACUGACAACUUUCAAGAAGGAGUCAUUCGUCGUAGAAUUCACCGGUUCUACACAGACAGAGAACUUCCAACGAUGGAUAAACUGAUUUUAGCUCUACAACAAGACAUAGAUUACUCAUACAGCAAACAAACACUUCUCAAAACAGUCAAGAAAAUGGGCUUCAAAUAUACAACACGCAACAAGAAAACAGCGUUGUACGAACAACACAGAAUUAUUGCUGCUCGUCAUCACUAUCUCAGACAAAUAAAGAAGUACAGAGAUGAGAGAAGACCAAUAGUGUAUCUAGACGAGACAUGGCUCAACGCGCACCAUACCUUGGAACGAUGCUGGACUGACUACGACGGCAAAAGAGGUUUGAGAGUCCCAUCAGGAAAGGGUGAAAGAUUCAUUAUUCUCCAUGCGGGGUGGAAAGAGGGUUGGAUUUCUAAUGCUGACCUCGUUUUUAGAGAAAAGAAAGGCACCGGUGACUACCAUCAGGAAAUGAACACGGCCCACUUUAUGGAGUAGUUAAGAGAGACGUUGAUUCCAAA